Protopolystoma xenopodis is the source of this 903-nucleotide messenger RNA. The record is from the annotation of a GenBank genome assembly. Lineage: Eukaryota; Metazoa; Platyhelminthes; Monogenea; Polystomatidea; Polystomatidae.
AUGCUGCGAAUACAACCCAUCCACACUCGGCCACCUCGUGACCUCGUUUCCGUCGCCCUGGGUCCACAAGGUAUUUAUCAAGGCCGUAGGGAUCGUGGGCCUCCCCUUUUCAAGGCAGUCUCCGUCUCUCAGGCGCACCGUCUUAUCACCGAACCCACCGGCGGAGAAAUCGAUGCCUGCUGGCCAACCAGCACGGAGAGGCGUAGGGCCAGGAGGCGACGCGUCUUCCAUGCUGCGGGGACGAAAGGAGAUCUCUGUCUAGUUACCAGGCCUACCGAUCCAAGGUCUGGAGACGUGGAAGAUGGGCUAGACGCAGGCCUGGGCAACGGCACCAACAACCCGGCAGCACGUCCGUCUGUCCGUUCGUGGUGCCUCGUCUCUCGCCCUCCAGUUGGGCUAACCUGUGCCAACUUGCGCUGUCACGGCUGCCGCGUCUGCCGGCAGGCACUACUCGUCACUCGACUGCGGCCUCGACGCCAACCAACGUUCUGCCAACUGGAGGCGAUAAGAUGCCUGGGCGGAGACGGACUGACCGGAGACUCAACUAGCUCGACCGGACACUCACUUGAACAUGCCGUUGAUGGAGCGUGUCAUCACCCUGAAGAACGGCCCACCCUGGGGCUUCCGACUUCAGGACACCUACAUGGAGGGCUUAAUCGUCUCCAAGGUGAGCAACCAUCUGCUCUUCGGACUGUGUAUGCGUGUGUGUGCGCGAGAUUGUUCGAGAUCUGGUCUGCUCGAGUUGACCACGUACGGAGCACAAGGAGUUCGGAGGGUCCGAUGUUGGCCGCAGUCACCUUUCGCAACUUGAGCCCGGCGUCAUGGAGACCUCGUAGGACGAGGUUGUCGUGUCCUCUCCAAAUGCCCGUUGGUAUUGUAGCCUUCGUUUUGUCUGAACACUAA